This is a messenger RNA of Ochlerotatus camptorhynchus, 3700 nucleotides long. It is a transcript of the gene TBC1D16, whose product is annotated as TBC1 domain family member 16. Lineage: Eukaryota; Metazoa; Arthropoda; Insecta; Diptera; Culicidae. Gene Ontology annotation, cellular component: early endosome. The record is from RefSeq and is a predicted model, not a curated record. Bases 498 to 2867 code for a protein of 789 amino acids. Gene Ontology annotation, molecular function: GTPase activator activity. Gene Ontology annotation, biological process: activation of GTPase activity. The transcript has 7 exons.
CCCUAGACGUGCCAGCAAUCGCUGCCGUUCGCUUCAUCCGUGACGAAGGAAGAAUGCAAAGUGACGAAAGUGAACAUGGAAAAUUAAUCAAUAAUCGCGUGAGCAGAAAACGGGUUGCAGUUUUGAAAAUCUGCCAAUCGAAGAUAUAAAUUCUGAUCAGCAUUCAAUCGAUGGUGAUGUUAUUCAGAGGUUGACAUUGCAGUGAAAAUUGAGUAUGACGUGAAUGUGAAAAUUGGAAAUGAUUGUAAAACUUACUUUGAUCUAGUGAGCGUAGGCGUUAUAUAGCGCUGCUGUUAUUUCGGUGUCCCUACCAGUAGUGUAUUUUCGUAAUUUUCUCAGCAGUGUAACGAUUGUUGUGAAUCACAGAGCUUACUAGAUGCAGUAUUAAUUUAGAAACAAAAAUCAUCCAAGUAAGCUGCUUUUUGGAGUACCUGCUCCAUUCCUGAACUAUUGGAUUAUAAGAAAAACAAAACAUACCAUAAGAACAGUCACCCAACAUGCCGAUUGUAAACAUCUUAAAGCGGGCAUCUAGUUACAUUAUGGGCAGUGACGACGACGGAGAGGAAAGUAAUGAGCUGGUUUACGAGGACAACGAAGUUCUAUUCUGUAAGAACAACAUUUGCGUCCAUCCUCCGGCGGUCAUUCGCCAGGAAUCCGACAUCCUACAUUAUCCCGGAUAUUUGACCGUGACUACCAAGACAUUCAUCGAUCAGUACAAUAACGCCAAGAGACCGACUCUUUUUCUUACGUGGAUUCCGAAUUCGACCUUACGAAAAUGUCCUUCAACGGUUGAAAACUGUGGCUUCUUUCGAUCGAACAGUCUAUUUGAGACCAAACUGAAACAACAUCAACAACUUCAGCAGCAGUCCCAGAAGGAAAUUCAAUUGCAAAAACUUGACACGGUUCAGCAUCAUCAUCCGGAAAAAACGGAAGGAAACCCAUUUACCACAACAAUUAAAAUUGCUAAUACCAAUCCAUUCCUCGAGCCCUAUAAUGAAACCCUAGCACAGUCUUCAAGUGAUACCAAAUCUAUGAACUGUUCGGAUUAUUCCGAAACCAUCAGCAUUAGUUCAAACUCCGAUAAGGCCAGUCUAUGCAACAGCAACGAAUACAGUCGUGAAGACGUUCAUGAUGAUGAAGACGACGAAGGGAUCAUUACCUCGGAAACCCACAACAGCAUCGUAGAAGAAACGGCCGAAGAACAGGAAUUGAAAACCGAACUUCAACCAUUGAUCGAAUCGGAAGAAUCGAGAGGAAACAACGUGGCCAAAGUGCUAUCGUCGCAAGCUUCUGUGACCUCGGUCAACAUAACGAUCGCUAGUCCACACAUUCAGAAUUUGGAUAUUUCACCACCAGAGUCGGCACUGUCGCAGAAUGAGCGAUUUAUGCGAUCCCUAUCGAUAUCCUCCAACGACGAGAACAACCCCAAUUGGAUGUCCCCCGAGCUGUUGGCAUACAAGCACAAUCUAGCCUUUCCGGAAAGUGCUUCAGCUUCGCCUAUUGUUAGCCGGAAGAACCCGGUCAAGUGCAGAAGAUUCUCCGUCGAUCUGAGUCAGAUGCGUGCCCUGCGCUUAUUUUUCAACGACGAAAAUUGCACCUCCGGCCAGUUGGUGAUCGCUUCGCGGGAAUCCCAGUACAAGAUCCUUCACUUUCACCACGGUGGGUUGGAUCAUCUAGCACAAGUUCUGCACCAAUGGCACUGCCUAUUGCACAACAUCAAGUUAGCUCCAGGCCAGGAUGAACCGAACCUCCCUUACCGUCAGUUUAUGGUGUGUCGACCGGAGGUACGAAAGUGCGAACUACACCCGGAGGAGAGCAAAGUCAACAAGAUCACCACUGACUACUUUUACGGAACGCUGCUGAACGAGAAGGGCCAGAUCGAGGAUGACCUUCAGCUACGCAAAUGUGUCUUCUUCGGUGGGCUGGAGAAGAGCUUGCGCAAAACGGUUUGGCCUUUCCUGCUGCACUGCUAUAGCACUAAUUCGACCUUCGAGGACCGGGCCGCUCUAUCGGAAAUUCGCCGCCAAGAAUACGAGGAAAUCACCAGACGAAGACUGUACUCGAUGUCCCCGGAAGCGCAGGCCCAGUUUUGGCGUACGGUUCAGUGCGUCAUCGAGAAGGACGUGGUUCGUACGGAUCGCGGAAAUCCGUUCUUUGCCGGUGAGGACAACCCGAACAUUGAUACCAUGAAGAAUAUUUUGCUGAAUUAUGCUUUCUACAAUCCUGGGAUGUCCUAUACACAAGGCAUGAGCGAUCUGCUGGCUCCUGUUCUAUGCGAGAUCAAGAACGAAUCGGAAACAUUCUGGUGUUUCGUGGGUCUUAUGCAACGAGCUAUAUUUGUCUGCACACCUACUGACAACGAUAUCGACAGGAAUUUGUGUUUCUUGAGGGAAUUGAUACGACUGAUGGUUCCUAGCUUCUACAAGCACCUUCAAAAGCACACCGAUGCCAUGGAAUUACUAUUCUGCCAUCGCUGGAUCUUGCUAUGUUUCAAGCGUGAAUUCACUGAAGCCGUAGCGAUUCGCAUGUGGGAAGCCUGUUGGUCCAACUAUUUGACUGACUAUUUCCAUCUGUUUCUCUGUUUGGCCAUCAUCGCAGUGUACGCCGACGACGUAAUUGCUCAAGAUUUACGAACCGACGAGAUGCUAUUGCAUUUCAGUUCUUUAGCUAUGUACAUGGACGGACAGCUGAUCCUGCGCAAGGCCCGAGGACUAUUGCAUCAGUUCCGCCAGUUUCCGAAGAUUCCUUGCACGUUGUCGGGAUUGUGCAAACGAUGCGGACCGGGAAUGUGGGAUUCGGGACACCAUCCCUCGAUCGAGUGCAUCGGCCAUCUGGAUCAUGAGAAAUGUGCGCUAGCUGUAGAUUAAGCUUACUAACAAAUAAGAAAAAGAAAGUACGAAUCGAAACACAAAUGAAUGAAGCAUUCCAGUGAUAAGAAUGAGUUUUUCAAACCCAAUGAUCGGCAUCAAAAAGGAUCCGAACAAGCUUUAUUUUGCUUAGUUUUAGCAUUAUUAAACAGACAAAAGAGAAUCAACAUGCAGCACGCGCUUAGUAGCUAAGUCUAUUUAUUGCAGAACUAUUUAGCUAUAUAGCUGUUAUUUUACUGUUAAACGGAGCAGAUCUUCUCAAAACUUAGACUAGAAUGCUAUAUAAGUUACUAUAUUAGUACACAUAAACAAACAAGUGGAAAUCGCAGCGAGCGGCAUCGAAUGUUUCAAAUAAUGCAAUCAAAUAGACACAGACACACAGGCACACAAAUGUCACAGCAAAUGAAGAACAAUAACUAACAAGUCUUUGAGCUAUGCUUUUUAACAAUGUUGUACUACAUACAUAGCUUAGUGCAGUUUACUCUAGAAUCUUGCAACUGUUUUGCUAUAUCUAUAAAACAAAAAAAAACUAAUGUAUGCUUUUUAUCAAUCGGUUAAGCGUGAUUUAAUUUAAACAAUAGCUUCUACAGUCAGUACACCCAUAGCCAAAACAGAAAUAGAAGAACUCAAUAGUCUGGUUGAAGUGAAGUGGCACUUUCCGCCGACAAACCGAUAAACCAUCGCAACCAAAAAUGUAGUAAUCCAAACUAUUAGCAAGCCAUUGCACAGAUAAUGAAGAUACUAACUAUUGUUGAUGUUACGGAAUGUUUACAAAAAUUUUAUAAUCAAUUCUGCUAAGUGAUAUAGUGGUUCAACUCGGAGGUGGAGACAAA